Molecule: messenger RNA, 2280 nt
Organism: Prunus dulcis (almond)
Lineage: Eukaryota; Viridiplantae; Streptophyta; Magnoliopsida; Rosales; Rosaceae
Product: probable L-ascorbate peroxidase 6, chloroplastic/mitochondrial
Exons: 11
Coding region: 342-1457 (371 amino acids)
Biological process (GO): hydrogen peroxide catabolic process; response to reactive oxygen species; cellular response to oxidative stress
Molecular function (GO): peroxidase activity; heme binding
Source: RefSeq, a predicted model, not a curated record
AGAAUUCGACUCUUGCCUUAUCCUUUCCUAAAUCUUAGUCCUCCUUUGUAAUAAAAACAAAAAUAAAAUAAAGAAAGUUCACUAUCAAGAUCAACCAACUCAAGUAUAGGGACUCAAAAACAAAGAGCCAAGCAAAGCUUGUGCCAUUGGGCCAUGGGUCCAUUGGUCAUUGGCUCAUUGGGCCACCUAGCCAUCUAUCCAAACUCAUUUCCAAAACCGAAGGAGAGGCAACCAAUAAGUUAUAACGGGUGAUCCAAAACCCCACACCCUCUCUCUCCUCCCUCCCUCCAAACAACACCACCAACACUCUCUCUUCGCAUUCUCACUCUUCAACUACCGCCAUGGCCUCCGUCGCUUUCAGCGGCGCCGCCACUGCCGCCACCACAUCUCGGCGUCUUCCCGCCUCGGCUAAACUAUCUCUCUCUCCCUCCUCCUCCUCCUCCUCCUCCUCUCUCAAACUCCUCGGCUCCACUCCGAUCGUUUCCCGCCUCUUCCUCAAACCCAAACGCUGCUCGGCGGCUCCGCUGCCUAGCCGAGCGUUCAGCUCAGCCGCCGCCGCUCCCAAGUGCCUCGCUUCUGACCCGGAGCAGCUGAAGCUCGCCAGAGAAGACGUCAGGGAGCUUCUCAAGACCACUUUCAGCCACCCAAUUCUGGUUCGGUUGGGAUGGCACGAUGCUGGUACUUACAACAAGAACAUUGAGGAGUGGCCAAGAAGAGGUGGAGCGAAUGGGAGCUUGAGGUUUGAGAUUGAGCUUAAACACGCAGCCAAUGCAGGUCUUGUCAAUGCAUUGAAGCUCAUUCAGCCUUUAAAAGACAAGUACUCUGAUGUAACAUACGCAGACUUGUUCCAAUUGGCCAGUGCUACUGCUGUUGAGGAGGCUGGGGGACCAAAGAUUCCUAUGAAGUAUGGGAGAGUUGAUGUUUCGGCACCUGAGCAGUGCCCAGAAGAAGGGAGGCUUCCUUCUGCUGGCCCUCCUUCACCUGCUGAUCAUCUGCGUGAGGUUUUCUACAGAAUGGGGUUAAAUGACAAGGAAAUAGUAGCAUUAUCAGGGGCACACACUCUGGGGAGGUCCAGACCUGAUCGCAGUGGUUGGGGCAAGCCAGAGACAAAGUACACGAAAGACGGGCCAGGGGCACCAGGAGGACAGUCUUGGACAGCACAAUGGUUGAAGUUUGAUAAUUCCUACUUCACGGAUAUCAAGGAAAAGAAGGAUGAAGAUCUUCUGGUGUUGCCAACUGAUGGUGUUCUUUUCGAAGAUCCAGCAUUCAAGGUAUAUGCUGAGAAAUAUGCUGAAGACCAAGAGGCGUUCUUCAAGGAUUAUGCUGAAGCUCAUGCUAAACUCAGCAACCUGGGAGCCAAAUUUGAUCCUCCAGAGGGUAUUGUGAUCGAUGAUGGUCCUUCACAGCCAGUACCAGAAAAGUUUGUGGCAGCCAAAUACUCGUCUGGCAAGGAUUAAAAAGCAUCAUGUUUUCUAGUGCCGUCUCUUUUAAUAAUACAAGAUGAAGCUAUUUUCAAUACACACAUAUAAUAGUUGGAAGUCUUAAAUGAAGGAGAAAGGAAUAAAUUCAGUAGUAUUACCUAUGUGAAUUGCAGAGAGAGCUGUCAGAGAAUAUGAAGCAGAAGAUUCGGGCAGAGUAUCAAGCUGUUGGUGGAAGCCCAGAUAAGCCUCUACAGUCUAAUUAUUUUCUGAACAUUAUAAUCGUGAUUGGGGUUUUGGCACUUUUGACAUCGUUGGUUGGAAACUGAAUUUUGGGUCUCUGCUGUUGUUUCUUUUUCUUUUUUAUCAAUGAGAGUUGCAUUGGUUGCCUAUAUGUGGGGUUUAUCUAACAAUAUCAAACAAUAUAUAUGUAAGUUUCUUCAUGUGUAUACUUCAAUUUUGGUCACAUCAGAGCUAGUUCAGCUUUUGAGAGUAUCAAAAGAUUAUGUGUUCUUCCCUUUUGACUGAAAAAUGGUUAUUGAAAUUCCUGCAUUACUGAAAGAACCCAAAUGAAACAAGUGUGACCGGGCGGCUGAACUUCCAUGGUAAUACAACUGAAAAAUGUUGUAUUUCUGACUGAUAAAUUGAAUUCCGAUGAUCAUCUCAGGAGCUGAUUCUUUUGUUCCAUUGGUUUUCACCUGCGCUGCUACAAACCUGUCAUUAUUCCCUAUUCAGCACCAAGAAAAAUGUAUUUGCAUUUCUUAAUCCAUUUGUGGCUAUGUUAUUUUACCAGACAUUUUUGUAACACUAACAUGUAAACAGAGGGAAUACUCCAAGCCAUCAAUUGGUUUUUCCUGCUUUU